CUGUAUAAAUACCCUUCCAUCCCCAAUGACCUCUCCCACCCCACUGCUUUGGUAGAUCACUUGUCGCUCCACUCUUGUUCUCCUUCAGCUCUUCUCACCUUCUCCCAUGGCUUCUGUUGAGGUCGAAUCAGCUCCUGUCGUUGAGGUUCCGGCUGAUGUCCCGGUUGCUACUGUCGUCGAGGCCGAACCUGCACCUGCGCCGGCCGUCGAGGCCGAACCUGCUCCUGCUCCGGCCGUCGACGAGCCCAAAGAAGAAGAAGAAGAAACCCCAGCAGAAGAAGCAGCAGCAGCAGCAGAGCAUGAGGAGACGCCGGCUGAAGAGCCCGCGGCCGAGCCCGUAGCCACCGAGGCCGAACCGGCAGCAGCGGAGCCUACCGAGGAGGCAAAGCCGGAGGCUGAACCCGAGGCCGCCGCUCCCGUAGCUGAGGAGACCACGGAUCCGACGGUCGAGGAGCCGGAGGCGGCAACCGAAGAAGCCGCUGCACCGGCCGCCGCCGAGGAGGCUGCAGCGGAGCCGGCCGUGGCCUCGGAGUGAAGUCAUUUGAGUGAGGUUUGAUGCCAUUUAAGAGUUACUAGUAAUAAUAGCUGCUAUGGGAAUAAUAUAUCGGAGUAUGUCAUCAGUGAGUCUUUGUUAUUGGGUGGAGUCUCAUCUGUAAUCCUUGUUUAGUGUGGCAUGCAGUGUGUGUUAGCAUUAUCACUUUAUUCAUUGUCUACUACCGUCAAUGGGGUCUUUUAUCAUAUCAGCUUCUAUGAAAUCACCUCCUUUUUCUUCA
Musa acuminata subsp. malaccensis (wild Malaysian banana) is the source of this 773-nucleotide messenger RNA. RefSeq lists its product as uncharacterized. The record is from RefSeq and is a predicted model, not a curated record. NCBI's taxonomy places the organism in Eukaryota, Viridiplantae, Streptophyta, Magnoliopsida, Zingiberales, Musaceae.